Chrysochloris asiatica (Cape golden mole) is the source of this 1095-nucleotide messenger RNA. It is a transcript of the gene BNIPL, whose product is annotated as BCL2/adenovirus E1B 19kD interacting protein like. Bases 1 to 1074 code for a protein of 357 amino acids. Gene Ontology annotation, cellular component: cytoplasm. The transcript is spliced from 10 exons. The record is from RefSeq and is a predicted model, not a curated record. NCBI's taxonomy places the organism in Eukaryota, Metazoa, Chordata, Mammalia, Afrosoricida, Chrysochloridae. Gene Ontology annotation, biological process: apoptotic process.
AUGGGAACUAUACAAGAAGCAGGGGAAAAGGCACCAGAUCCUGGGGUCAGGGAGAAUACAGAAGCAGCAGAACUAGGAGCAGCCCUGAGACUUGGGGAACUGGAGCUGAAGGAGGAAUGGCAGGAUGAAGAAUUCCCCCGAUUGCUUUCUGAGGACGCUGGCCCUUCCGAAGAUCCUGAAGACCUCAAAGAAGACUCUCAGGCAGGUACAUACCCCAGCACUUUAGCCCUCUGUGGCCAACGCCCCAUGCGUAAGCGUCUUUCUGCCCCAGAGUUGCAGCUAAAUCUGACUGAAGGGCCUGGAGAUAGUGGAAGUUCUCCCACCCAUUCUGCACCUUCUUCUUCUGGUGGCAGUUCUGACCUGGCGAUAGAUGAAUUGGAGACACCUUCAGACUCAGAACCGCUGGAUAGUGGACAUGAAUUUGAAUGGGAAGAUGAGUUGCCCCGGUCAGAGAGUCUAGGGGCUAGCGAGGCAGCUGAAAGACUGGGUCAGGGUUGUGUGUGGGAUGUGGCUGGAGAAGAUGGUCAUCGCUGGAGGGUGUUCCGAACAGGACAGCGAGAGCAGCGAGUGGACAUGACUGUCAUCGAACCCUAUAAGAAAGUUCUAUCUCAUGGAGGUUACCAUGGUGAUGGCCUCAACGCUGUUAUUCUCUUUGCUUCCUGUUACCUACCUAGAAGCAGCAUUCCCAACUACACCUAUGUCAUGGAACACUUAUUUAGGUAUAUGGUAGGAACUCUGGAGUUGCUGGUAGCUGAAAAUUAUCUACUUGUUCACUUCAGUGGAGGCACAUGUAGGGCCCAAGUACCACCUCUGAGUUGGAUACGCCAGUGUUACCGUACCCUGGACCGCCGGCUCCGGAAAAAUCUACGAGCCCUGGUAGUUGUCCAUGCUACAUGGUAUGUGAAGGCAUUGCUGGCACUGCUGCGUCCCUUUAUCAGUUCCAAAUUCACAAGAAAGAUCCAGUUUCUGGACAGUCUUGGGGAACUGGCUCAACUCAUUUCCUUGGAUCAGGUCCACAUCCCUGAAGCUGUCAGACAGCUAGACCAAGGUCUCCAUGGCUCAGGAAGGACCUAGCACAAGACUGGAAAAAGGGCC